Messenger RNA from Amyelois transitella, 7658 nucleotides. RefSeq names its product rho GTPase-activating protein 21 (gene RhoGAP19D). Gene Ontology annotation, molecular function: protein binding. The record is from RefSeq and is a predicted model, not a curated record. Gene Ontology annotation, biological process: signal transduction. The transcript has 23 exons. NCBI's taxonomy places the organism in Eukaryota, Metazoa, Arthropoda, Insecta, Lepidoptera, Pyralidae. The coding region runs from base 386 to 5350 and encodes 1654 amino acids.
AGCGUAGUUCAAAUUCAUCCGCCAUAUUCGUCGUGUCAGGCGGAGUGCAGUAAGCGGCUGUGACAUGUUUUAUCGUAAACUGCAUAAAACUUAUGACAUUAAGUUCUCAGUGGUGCUAGUUUUAAUUAAAAAAUACGAUAAUUAUGCGAUCUGAUGGAGCUUCGAAACUAUCCGAUCGUCUGUUGAUUAAACGUGCAACGGACUAUGUAUUCAUGUGUUUAUGAUAACAGCAUUAACAGUAAUUGUCGGUCGUGUAUUGUUUUUUUAAUCCCAUGCUGUUGGUGGUGUGAGCCUUGGUGAUAUUAUGCAACGUAACAUAACCGUGACCUUCGCGUAUCGUGACCGUGCUUCUUGUGCUUUUUGAGGUUAAAAUGCAACUUGGAUUAUGAGCGACAGCGCCGAGCCAUCAGAUUGGCGCGCACCGAUGGCAGACGAGUCAGACGCGAGGGCGCGUCGCGGGCCCGCGCCCCCGCCGCGUCACACCGCGCGCCCGCCCGAGCCGCGGCCCCGGACGGGCGUAUCUGGGCCCCCUCUAGUGCCGGCCCCGGAGCGACAACCACCGCCGCGGCUGAUACGCCCUUCCGAACACCUCGCGAUUGUUGAACGCGCGAUGGAGCGGCGACCACCUCCGUUAGUGCCGUCUGUCACGGUGCUCCACGGGCCCAGGCCGACCUUGCCCCCGGCCGUGCCAGGGCACAGGUCAGUGGCGCCCCCUCCGCUGAGAAUGCCCGCGCCGGUCACCCAGGUUAUGAGGCCGCCGCCACCAAGGAGAGAAAUUCAGCCCCCACCAACAGUCCACGGCCCCGUCGCGCUGCCGCCCCCGACCGCCUCGUCCGCGCCAGCGUCGCUGUGUGCCGCACCGCGCACCAUCACCAUACACAAAGUCGACGCUAGACACAACUUCGGCUUUUCAUUGAGGCACUUGGUCGUCUACCCUCCGGAGUCCUUGACGGACCUAUACGAUGACGCGCGCCUGCUGGCGGUGGGCGCGGUGGUCGCUCCAAUGGACACCAUCUUCGUGAAGGCGGUCCGGCCGGGCGGACCGGCGGCGGCGGCCGGACUACGCGCCGGCGACCGGAUACUCGCCGUCAACGGCGUGCCGGUCGCGUGCGGGAACACUAAAGCGUCCUACCAGAGAGUAGUUCAGAUCGUCCAGAGGGAACCGAGAACGCUUAGGCUUACGGUCGUGCCAAGGGAUCACGACUUGUUGCAAAGGUAUUUCAGCGAGGCGGCCUACAACCCCGAAUCGAACCAGCGCGCAAUCGAGAUGCCAGCACCGCUCACCGAGCACGAGUCGCGGCUCUUCGACGCGUACCGGAGGACUAGGCCUGCGCUGCCGGCCCCGCAGGCCCCGGCGAGGCUGCGGGAGGACCCAGAGUACGCCCCUGUGGGAACCCUGGCGGCGAGACUCGAUGUGCCACGGAUGCAGCAUUAUCUGUUGCAUGAUAGCAGGCGAGAGUCCGACACAUCGCUACCGUCUUCAGCAACAGAAAGCAAAGACAGCUUAGGCUCCUUCGACUCCAACUCUACCCUGACAGGACGAGAACAAGACGACUCGAUUAUCCUCUCCCGAAUACGAAAAAGUCUCGAACAAAAGGAGGCAUUCCUUCGACGUCCUAGUCAGCCCACUGGAUGGGCGACUCCGGACGCAGCCCCGCUAAUUCAACAAAAGGAAUUCUACGCCAGACCUCAAAAAUUACAAAAACCAGCGUGGCCACCUCCUGCUACAUCCCCUCCCUUGGCAGCAUCCCCACCCCCGCAAGAUAAAAGAGAAGAUUGCUCAGCAAGCGUCGACAGCGGCACGUACAGUGGUUACGGUGAACUGAAUGGCGCGCAUGUGGAUAGAAGCAAGUCAAAACCUGAUAAGAGCCAGUUUGUGUCGACUCUAUCAAAAAUACAGGAGACUGCUCCGAGCAUACAGAGCAAUAAUGUCGGGACUGUAAACAAUAACGGAUCUAGCGAACUUAAAGAUGAGUCCGCGACGAGUAAUCAAGAUAGCAGGUAUCCAGUGCCAGAGCUCCAACUGGUGACAGCCAGGACGAGGCAGCUGGAAGAGGCGCGCGGAGGCGGCGAGAGGCGGACAGAGGUCGCCCGCAGUGAGCUGGCGCGCCUCUCCACCACGCGGCUGGAGCCCAGUGUGGCGCUGCGAAGGAAAGAGUUCGAGACCAGAGCGAGCAGAAGAGAAGCGAGGUCUUUGGAUGUACAACCUCAGCAAGAGCUGGAACACGUGGAAGUACCCCUCGGCGGCAGCCUUUCCGGCAACCAGCUCGUCAUCACCGGCAGCAAGCACCUUCAUUGCCCGCCUCCAGAUGGAUAUGUGCCCGAAACAGAAAAGGUUCAAAUGCGAACAAGGUCAAAUAGUACCGGUAGUGAAGGAUUACCCAUUAGAAGACAUCAUGCCACAGAUGGCAGUCACGCGAAGAAGCGAAUGGGCCUGAACAGAGAACAAAUGGAGGCGAUGAACCGCGUCUCGCUGCCUGGAGUCAUGAACGGGCUGGAAGGGCCUCAGAGGCCUACCCAGCUGAGCCUAGCGCCGCCGUCGGGGUCAACGUCCGCGUCCGUAUCGGCCGCCACUUCCCCGUCGCCCACGCCGAGCACCCCGGCCGACUCAGGUUUUGCCGAUGACCUAGUGACAAGAAGACAGAAGAAGGAUGCUCAGCUCGGAGAGGAAGAACGUGCCAUGAGACGGGUGUCGUAUCUUAAAGCCACGUGGGGAGACCGCAUGCAUAUGGACAGCGACAUAGAGCCAGAUGGCGACCAUAACUUGAGAAGCCCCGAGAAGAAGGGCGAGGGCGCCUGUGAGGAAGUGGUGGAGCCGACGGAAGGGGAUGUGCAAGGGAAUGUACAAAUCAAGGCUGUGGUAACGAACGGGAAGCGCGCAAGCGACAGGUCGUGGAAACAAGUAUGGGCGGUGUUGCACGGCGCCAAGCUGUACCAGUACCGGCAUCAUCCCAGUCAGAGCCCCGGCGCGGUGAGCGGGUCGGCGACGGAGGUCCAGAGCGGCUCGCGGGACGCCCUGGACGUGCGCCACUCGCUGGCCGUGGUGCUGGCUGACGACUACACCAAGAGGAAGCACGUGGUCAGGGUCACCACCGCUACUGACGAGUUCUUGCUGCAGGCGGACGGAGCAGCAGACGCACAAAGAUGGCUAGCCGCUCUUAGACGGCACACGGCGGAGCCCCCGCCGGCAGAUACUGCGCCAGCGCAGCAAACCCCCGCCCCCGCUACCCCUGCAUCUUCUGCGGAUUGCCCCUCGCCUCUGCCGCCACAACGCAGCAAGAAAAUUGGCAGGAACAGGUCUCCUACUGGUCCCCCCACCCCGACCUUGCCAUCGUCUCCCAAGAACAAGACGUGGAAGGGUCGUAUGGCGAAGCAACUCCGGCGCAUGCACCCCGGCACUACCGCGGCGGCGCCCCCGGCGGCCACGGGCUGGCUCGGCGCCCCUCUGGAGCGGUGCCCGACCGACCCAGACCAUCCACUCGUGCCUAAAGCGGUCACCCUGCCUGCUAAUGCUGUGGAGACAAACGGCCUCCGCACCGUGGGCGUGUACCGCGUGCCGGGCAACGCGGCCGGCGUGGCGGCGCUGGCCGGCGCCCUGGACCGCGGCGAGCCCCCGCCGGCCGGCGACCCGCGCUGGGCGGACGUCCACGUCGCCUCCAGCUUGCUCAAGGCGUACCUGAGGCGGCUACCGGACCCGCUGCUCACAGCUGAGCUCUAUCCCGCGUUUAUAGCCGCGGAUCGGUCCCCCGAAAGGGCGCGGGAGCUCCGACGCCUCGUCCACGCCUUGCCCGAGGCCCACUUCGAAACACUCAAGUACCUGAUCCAACACCUGCGGAAGGUCGUCGCCCACUCCUCGUACAACAAGAUGGAGGCGAGAAACCUGGCUAUUGUGUUCGGCCCGACGCUGGUCCGAGCAGCCAGCGAUGACAUGCUGGCUAUGGUCAAUGAUAUGUCGAGCCAAUGCCGCAUCAUCGAGUCCUUCCUUAAUCAUUACACAUGGUAUUUCUCCGAGGAGGAAGGCACCCCGCCGGCCGAGCCGCCGCUCGCCAGCGACGAGCUCACGCCUGCGCCCGCGCCGUCGAGGGACCUGCUCAUACACAAUGUCAAGAAGAUUGAAAGCAAAGACGUAACAACCCGAGACAUCGUCUCGUCAAUAAUAUCAGCGGCCAACCGCAAGAUCCAGCGCAAGCCGCGCUCCAAACCCGACAAGAAGUGGGAGGCGAGAAACGAAGCCUCCCCUCCGAGUAGUCCACCGCGGUCCCCGCUCACUUCGCCGCCUGCGCACCUCACGACGGCAUUAGCGGACUAUGACGGCUUGCCAAGGGAUAAACCGAGACACCAACAGAUUAACAAAAUUGAUAUGGGAGGCGAUCCUUCGAUGAGGCUGGGCCGCGACCGACAAGAGCUCCUGCGCCACGCAUUCGAACAUUACAUUGAUGGAACCGGCGACUUGGUUUCGUCUCUGACGAGCACGUUCGACCAAAAACUGCGCACGCUCAACAACGCGUCGCCGCUGGACGACGGCAGCAUCCCGUACGCGGACGAGGGUCCGGACGAGGACGGCAAGUCGGGCGGCAGCUCGCCGUCCUCGGCCAGCGCCAGCCCGGGCGCGGCGGCGCGCGCGCUGGAGCUGAAGGCGGCGUGGCUGGCGCGCGACCUGCGGCUGUCGUCCUCCAGCAGCAACGACGACGAGCGCGCCUGGCCGCGCCGCCGCGACGACGCCGACGACUCCGAGAAAGAGAACUGCAUCAUUCCAAAAAAGACUAGUCACGACGAGGCGCGCACCGACGACGAGAAGGACGUCGACACGCGCUCGCAGACCUCGAGCGGCGGCACGCUGCCCGACAACGACAAGACCAUCGAGAGGGUGCUGUACCCGGCCUACAACGGCCUGCGCUCCUCCAACGCGGACAGCGGCAAGCGGAACAGCGCGGCGCUCGAGCACGAGAGCGGCGGCAAGGAGAAGGACGACGAGGUCGACUGCGUCAAGCUGAAGCGGUCCGAGUCUCUGAACAGGGAGUCCGAGAGGAGCGAGGCGAGAGUGCUGCGCUCGGAGAGCCUCAACUGCCGCGUGGAGCGCCUGCAACGCUCGGAGUCGCUGAGCAAGGGCGAGCGGCUCAGCAAGCUGGAGAAGGGCGAGUGGAACGUGGUGCGGCGGCGGGAGGGCGGCGCGUGGCGCUCCACCAAGCUGAAGCGCAAGAACGGCAUGCCGGAGCGCGGCAUCAAGCGGCGGCACACGGUGGGCGGCACCAAGGACUUCGACAAGGACGGCUGGAGCGCGCGCCACACGCGCACGUCGUCGCCCGACCUGCGCGCGCCCGCGCCGCUGCCGCUCGAGUCGCACGUGUGACCUCGCGCGGCGUGGAGGGACCGCUCAUGCUGAUUCGCAGUAAACUCUCCGUGAGUUCCGCGACAUCAACGCAAAAUCGGUAACAUUUGAAAUGUUUGUAAAUGAGUAUGCUAAGGAUGUUUUAUUAUUAUCAAUUUAAGCACCUACCAGUUUAUUUCGUGGAAUUCAGGAAAGUUUAGUAGAAUUUAAGAAUAAAGGCAUUUACGGAUGAACCAGGCUGUCUCUCGGCACCGUGCCGCUACAUUUGAGAGCUAGAUCCCGCAUUUUAAGGAAGAGUACACUCCUCUUUAGUUUUGAACCUAAUAGGUGCCUAUUUACUCGGCUGGUGCUGUUUUGAUAAAGUUUUCUUUUGUGCUACGACGAAUGUUAUAAAUUAUACUUGCAAUUUACCGAACAAUCAGUUGUUGUAACUUUAAUUCUCUCAUAAAUAAAUAAGUCUGAUUUGCAUCACCCAGAUUUAACAGCGUCACUACUAACAGUUGGACACUUUCACUAAGAGAGGCUAUCAUUAAUUUGUUUCAAUUUUAAUGGACUGAAUAGAUUAGGUCAUAUAUAUUAAACUACUUAUAACAACAAUAUUAUAAAUACUCAAAGUCAUUAAGUCAGUAGAGCACGUCGAGGAUUUAAAAUUCCUUUCUUAUUUCGACACUAAAACGCCCCAUUUCAAGUUUAACGAUGUAGAAUUACGGUAAUUAUAUUAUUAUGUAUGAUGAAUUGAAAAUAACUUGGACAGUGCAAUACAUGUGAUCGAAUAAUAUGAGAUGUUUGUAAUGUAUUGUGAACAAACAUCGGUGCAAGCCUUACGGACUUAGCUCACUAAACAAUGCCAAAGAAUGAAGAAAUGUCAGAUCAGGAGACGUGCUAGAGAACGAACGGAGGUGACCGAAUGAAAGGCAGGAUGAACUCUCAACGAACUACAUCAUAUCAAGGACAAGCACUUGAACUGUAAAGCUUCGUACACAAGGUACCUUUAUGAUUCGUUUCACAGUCUACUUCGAGUAGAAUAACUCCCCGUGUAGGUAUACGAACUACUUUUGACGGAGUUUCAGUGGAACUUAUUGAAGUGCAAAAUUUAAUGCAUAAUAUAGUUAAUUAGUGCUAUUCGUAUGUAGAUAGAACCUACAGAUAAUAAAUUUUAUUAAGAUAUACCUGUAGGACUUUAGUUAAGUGAAAUAUACCCACAAACGUGGAUAAUGACCAGACUAUUAAAACACCACUUUACUUAUAAGGUUAUAAUGUAGGAAUUUAACGUAGAUUGACAUUAAAAUUUCUUAAUAGUUAUUGAUGAGAAAAAUAUGAACAUUUAAUGCAUACAUCACCUACUUGCCUUUGCAAUAGAUUUAGCUGAUUCGAGUAUUAUUCGCAAUUUCAACUAAUAGAAACGCUAUGUAUUAAAGUUACCUUAUAUUUUGUCUCCUUCUUUUAUAUGUUUAUUGAUAAAAUAUGAAUUGAAAUGUUUUAGUAAUGCGAGUCGCCAUGAACUAAUACUUGCUUGUGAAGGCUCGACUAUUUCGGGAAACGACUGUAAAUAUAAACGCAAUAGUUGAGCUUAAUGGUAAUUACGUCAUUGGUGUUGUAUUAGAAUAAUGAUUUGGAUAUAUUUAAUCAGUAGCGUCUACAUUGCAACUAACUGACGUUAACACUACAUUACAGUGAUAAUAAUAAAAGUGAUCCCCUAGCUUUGUAAAAACUGUACAUUUCUUUUAAGAUUAAUUUAUAUUGAAUUUGUUAUUGUAGCUUUGUUGAAUGCAAUUAUUUUUUGUUUUGUUUAUCAAAGAGAAGUAUUUUAGGCUAAAUUCAAUUGUUAUUUAUUUGCGAAAGCUAUAAAAUGUGAUUUGGCACAAUUUCUUUAUUUUUAAAGCUUAAUUAUUAUUCUUGUAAAUAUUUCUUCACCUAAAUAAUGUUUGAAUUUCGUUCUUUAACUUUUUUUAAAAUUUUAUACCAUCCUUACGUUAAGACGAUCUCAAGUUUGUUGAAUGUUUGCAAAGCGUUCCUUUAUAAAGAUUUAUUUGUAAAUAUAUCAUUUAGUGUAGGAAGUGAAUUUAAUGAUUUUACAAGAUCGUAUGUAACCGGUAGGCAACUAGCGAGCGCGUUGGCGCCAUUUCAUAUAAAAGACAUGUCGCUUAAGAGAACUCUACGAGUGUCUGCUAGCAAGAGAUUGUAUUCAAUUAUCUAUUCAUGUUCUUCGUGUAAUCUGCUAUCGAAUUGAAAUAACCACCUUAAAGACAUUUGAGAAUGUACUCAGAUUCUCGGUACUUGUCAUUGUGUAUAUUUUGGAGCAAUGAAAUAAAAAUAUUGAAUCAAUUUA